UAUAUAACAAUGUGGAGUACACGAUUAUUUAUUUCCUGUCGUUCGAACUUUGAGGAAGUACACUUGGCAAGAAGUUCAUCUUCUUGGAUUGCUUAAAGGUUUUUAAAUACCAGAUAUCAUUAAGUCAUACUAUGAACAAUCCCGAGAGAAAGAAUUAUUUGAGAUUAUUGACAUUUUGUUUUGGGCAAACCCAGGAUGUUAUUAGACAGCACUUUGAACGAGUAGUUUUGGAUAAGAUUACAUUUUCGAAAUUUUUAGAGAACUACAGACAUGAACUCUUCCAUAGAUAUAUCAUUGAUACACCUUGUUGUGGGUGUACAACUUUUAGAAAACAAUCACGAUGUCAUAAACUGAGACAACGACAGUUUGAAGUACUGUAUUACAUCAAAGGGAAAUCAACUAAGGGCCAUUUCAAAAUUGAAAAUGGUGUUGUGUUGCAACAUUGUAUUUGCAGAUACUUACCAAAAGACGAUAUAGAUGUGUCGGUGUUAGAUAUAACUCUUGCAUGUGCUAUUGUUAGAGAGUGUUGUGAUUUGGAUGAAUCUCAAGUUAAAUGGCUGAACAGUUUGCGUGAUGUUCGAAACGAACUUGCUCACACAGCAGAAGUUUCUGAAGAUCAGUUUCAAAAACUAUGGGAUAUCCUAGAAACAGCUGUUAUUGGCUUGGCCGGGGAUGUUGGAGAGUUCUUCAAAAAAGAACAAAAGAAGCAAAUUCGGUCGAUUCAGGAAGAAUUUUCAACGGAUUAUCUCAAAGAUAUUCUUCAGGAGACAGACACUUAUAGGAUGACUCGCAGUCUUAAACAGACACUUCUGGAACUAAUAGAUGCGGAAAAUGUGGUUUUACCAGCUAUUCACGAAGCCGACAAAGUCAGUGCACUCAACACAGCCAGUGAAUCUGUGGGUAUCAUUCGUGGUCAGUUUACGAACAGUAGUUGUUGGCGUGUUGGACAGAAUUUUAUCAUGACCGUUUGGCAUGGUAUAGAGCAGCAGAUAAGAGGUCAUGAUAACAAAAUGAAUGAGCAUAAGUUGAAGGAUAUGACUGUAGAAUUCUGCAACAAGAAACGGUUCAAUAUCAAACCAUCUAUAGUUUAUCAGAGCAAGGAAUUGGACACCGUUGUUUUACAGAUAGAUGCUGCAAGCAGAAAUCUUCCCCCACCUUUUACAAAGUUUGCCAUUGUUGAUCCAGAGAAGGACGACGGCGCACUUGUUCAUUUGAUAGCACAUAUUGAAAAGAAACAGAUUCAUUUUGAUGUUGAACUGUGGUAUCCAAGUCUUACUCGUAUACAAAGCCUAAAAGAAUUUUGUGCUUCUAAAUAUAAAAUAACAGAAAACUAUGACAACAAUUACGAAGAACUACGUCAUAAAAACAGGCUUGUUGUCAAGUGCCAAUUUGAACAUGGAGCAUCGGGUUGUCCCGGGCUAAUCCUUACUCAUAACACUAAUGAACCGCAUGUUGUUUUGAUGUUUGCCAGAGGAUUUCCAAACUUCUAUUACAGACGGAGCUUUGCAAGGAAAAGACAAAAAUUCCCUAGAAGCAAACUUUUUCAACAAGGAAUAAGUCUUUGUUCCAUCUACAAUGAUAUUAAAACAAAGAAUCCACAACUUUGUGAACAAAUAUUUGAAUAUGAAAUGUACUGUAAAGCUUUACCUGCAAACCAAAACAAAGGAGAAAAUAAUCAGAAGGAAUUGGAAAUACCUGCAACCGAACCAGAUAUUGAUAAUAUUCCAAGUGGGUUUAUUCCAGCUAAUACUGAAACCAUUCCGAAAAGUGUAUGUGAAUUACACAUGGAACAUAUGAGCUUUUUCUGUUGUACUCACGAGUCAAUCAUUUGUGUAGAAUGUGUUUGUAGUAACCAUAUCAAAUGCCCGGAUAUACUAACUGUGACUAGAGCUGCUAAAUAUGGGUUAUCUUCCUUGGUAGAUAGUACGGAGCAAAAACUAGAUGAGUUAAAGAAAAAGGUCGAUUUUCUAAUGCAAAAACAAAUAACAAUUCUUAAAAAAAUAGACAAGCAGUGUUUUAAGAUACAAAAAUCUUUGCGUGGAAUUGUAGAAAAUCGAACCUCUCAUUUUGAUAUUGAUACCGAGGCCGAAAAGGAUUUAAAAGGGAAACGGUCGUUUUGUUUCAAUCACGUGAAAAAUAUCACUCGGGAAUUAAAUGAAAUAAAGCAAAAUAUAGAAUAUACUUCACAAGACCUUCAGAAUAAAAAGAGCAUAGAAAAACACGAUCAGGCAUUUUACCAUUUGCAUGACAUCAAACUUGAGUUAGAAAGCAUAAAAAACCGUUUAAAUCAUAUUCAAUGCCAAGUAUUUCAAUUCAAUUGGAUUUCAGAAUUAAAAAAACACUAGAGAAUAUGUGUGAUUUUGUCUUUUGAAAGAAAAAUAGUCAUGAUCAAAUGAUAAUUACAGUCAAGAAUCAGACAGUGUUCUUUAAAUGUCAUUUCAUAUUUUAUGAAAAAUAACCGUAAAAUGUUUAAUAAUGCAAAAAUAAAA
This is a messenger RNA of Mytilus trossulus (common blue mussel), 2489 nucleotides long. RefSeq lists its product as uncharacterized. The record is from RefSeq and is a predicted model, not a curated record. The coding region runs from base 132 to 2345 and encodes 737 amino acids. NCBI's taxonomy places the organism in Eukaryota, Metazoa, Mollusca, Bivalvia, Mytilida, Mytilidae. The transcript is spliced from 7 exons.